CUCGGUGUCAGAUUUUUGACUCAGAUUUUUGAGUGAAUAGCUUGCAGAUGAAUUUUACCAAUGCCCAAAGCAAAGAGAGUGAGAUAUUAGUAUUAUAUGAGAAGAAUAGAGUGUGGUGAGAGAGAGAAACUAAGGUGGAGUGGAGUUAUGAGUUUGUGUCUUUAUGGUAAAGUCCUUGUUUUCCUCUCCAUGGUUAAAUGUUACUGAGAAUAGAAGGCAGCAGAAUAAUAAAAGCAGAGAGAGAGAGAGAGAGAUUCACUCACUCACACAAAUUUCCUUUGUUUUGAAAAGAAGAGAUAUACGUAAAUGGAGAGAGAAAGAGAGAAGAGAAGAUGAAACACAGGGUGUUGAACAGCUGAUAUUCUCUGCUUCUCCAUUCUCUGAACCAAAUUUUCAAUUUUUAACACAAAUAAGCUUCUGGGGUUGUUGUAAAGUUGAAGGCUUUGGGGUCUGAUCCAUUGGGAUCAUCAUCAUCAUCAAAUGGCGAAGCCAGGGGUGUUGGAAUCUGAUCCAGGGGUGAUGGUGAAGAAGGCCAUAGAGUUGAAGAGGGAGCUUCAGAGGUUGGUGAAGACCAUUAUGGAUGAUGAGGAUUGGAGCACUGAGACCAUUGAUCAGGCAAAAGAGACUCUUUGUGUUCUCAAGGAGUUGAAACUCAGAAAGAGGUCUUCACUGUCUUUCAAACUGCAAAACAGGAGUGUCUCAUCUUGCCCUGAUGAAUUCAAGUGUCCUCUUUCCAAGGAAUUGAUGAGAGAUCCUGUCAUUGUGGCUUCUGGUCAGACAUAUGAUAGACCUUUCAUUCAAAAAUGGAUAAAUGCUGGAAACAGGACUUGCCCUCGAACGCAUCAAGUUCUUUCACACACUGUUCUUACACCAAAUCAUCUAAUAAGGGAAAUGAUAGAACAAUGGUCAAAAAACCAAGGGGUUGAAUUGUCGAACACUGUUCAAUACAUCGAUGAGGAAGGUUUAAACCAAGCAGACCGAGAUCAUUUUCUCUGUUUGCUUAAGAAAAUGUCAUCAACACUUUCUGAUCAGAAGACAGCUGCAAAAGAACUGCGCAUGUUGACAAAGAAGCAUCCUUGUUUCCGGGUACUUUUCUGUGAUUCUGUAGAUGCCAUUCCCCAAUUACUGAAGCCAAUUUGUGGGAGUGAUUCUUUGAGCAGUGUUCACCCUGAUCUCCAGGAAGACGUGAUCACAACACUCCUGAAUAUCUCUAUUCAUGACAACAACAAAAAGCUAGUGGCUGAAACUCCUAUGGUGAUUCCUCUCCUUAUGAGAGCAUUGAGAUCUGGAACAAUUGAAACAAGAAGCAAUGCUGCAGCUACCCUUUUCACCUUGUCAGCUCUGGACUCAAACAAGGAAAUCAUAGGGAAAUCAGGUGCCCUAAAGCCAUUGAUCGAUCUCUUAGAAGAAGGGCAUCCCUUAGCCAUGAAGGAUGUUGCUUCAGCAAUUUUUAACAUAUGUGUGAUGCAUGAGAACAAGGCAAGAGCAGUGAAGGAGGGUGCAGUGAGAGUGAUUUUGACAAAGAUAAAGAAUGAGGUUCAUGUUGAUGAAUUACUAGCCAUCCUUGCACUGCUUUCAAGUCACCAGAGGGCUAUUCACGAGAUGGGAGAUCUCGGAGCAGUGGCUAGCUUGCUGAGAAUUAUCAGAGAGAGCUCCUGUGAACGCAACAAGGAGAAUUGUGUGGCAAUUCUUCAAACAAUUUGUCUGCAUGAUAGAUCAAAGUUGAAGGAAAUAAGGGAAGAGGAAAACAGUCACAAAACAAUCUCUGAGCUUGCACAGAGUGGAACAUCAAGGGCUAAGAGAAAAGCUAGUGGAAUUCUUGAGAGACUUAACAGGGUUGUUAAUAUCACACACACUGCAUAAUCUCUCUUCAGCCCUCUCUCAUCGUAUAUUCUGCAUCUUUCUUCACAACUUUAAGCUGUUUAAACUUAAAAUCACUCAGAAAUUCUGUCUCUUCACCAAUUUUUGUACAUUCCCUUUUCUCAACUCAUCUUCAUCAGUUAGUCACUGAAUAAAUUCAUCUGCUCUCUGCCUCCAAA
Molecule: messenger RNA, 2039 nt
Organism: Vigna unguiculata (cowpea)
Lineage: Eukaryota; Viridiplantae; Streptophyta; Magnoliopsida; Fabales; Fabaceae
Gene: PUB9
Product: plant U-box 9
Biological process (GO): protein ubiquitination
Molecular function (GO): ubiquitin-protein transferase activity; protein binding
Source: RefSeq, a predicted model, not a curated record